This is a messenger RNA of Osmerus eperlanus (European smelt), 2184 nucleotides long. RefSeq names its product secreted frizzled-related protein 1a (gene sfrp1a). Gene Ontology annotation, biological process: canonical Wnt signaling pathway; non-canonical Wnt signaling pathway. The transcript is spliced from 3 exons. Bases 253 to 1182 code for a protein of 309 amino acids. Gene Ontology annotation, molecular function: Wnt-protein binding. Lineage: Eukaryota; Metazoa; Chordata; Actinopteri; Osmeriformes; Osmeridae. The record is from RefSeq and is a predicted model, not a curated record.
ACACCGGGAACAGUUAUCUCCGCACGAGCUUGUGCGAGCUAGUCGAACCAGAAGGGAACGGAGUUUGCAACGAAAGACUCUGCAGUGGAGUUAUUGAAACCUGAAACUUGCUACAGAACAUUUAUCAUCAAGAUUCAUCUUUCCUCCGUUGUUUUUUUUUUUUUUUUUUUUUUUUUUUUUUACUUUCCAGCAUAACUCUUUUUUCAAUUGAAAGUAGCAUUACUUGGGCUCUGCAGACUUCCUGGUCUAAGUAUGAGGUCCUUGGAACCUUUGUGUGAUUGGAGGAUCAUCCCCCUGGCUUUGUUCCUGGCACUGGCAUCUAUGUGCAGAGCAUCUGAAUAUGAGUACUUGAGCUGGAAGUCUGACAUUUACAAUGGGGGCCGCAGCUACGGCAAGCCCCCCCAGUGUAUGGACAUCCCAGACGACCUAAGACUGUGCCACGGCGUGGGAUACAACCAGAUGCUUCUCCCCAACCUGUUGGAGCACGAGACCAUGGCGGAGGUGAAGCAGCAGGCUGGUAGCUGGGUGCCCCUGGUCCACAAGAACUGCCACCCAGGCACCCAGGUGUUCCUCUGCUCUCUGUUUGCCCCCGUGUGCAUGGAGCACCCCAUCUACCCAUGCCGCUGGCUGUGUGAGGCGGUGCGUGACGGCUGCACCCCCAUCAUGGAGGCGUUCGGCUUCCCCUGGCCAGAGAUGCUCACCUGCGACAAGUUCCCCCAGGACGAUGUGUGCAUCGCCAUGACGGCGCCCAACGCCACUGAGAGCACCAGGCCCACGGACUUCUCCCCCAUCUGCCCUCCAUGUGACAAUGAAAUGAAAACAGACGCUAUGCUGGAGCACAUGUGUGCCAGUGAAUUUGCUUUCAGAGCCAAGAUCAAGGAGGUGAAGCGGGAGCACAUGGAUCGCAAGGUGAUCUUGCAAAAGAGGAAGAAGAUGUUGAAACCUGGCAACCUUAAGAAGAAAGACCUGAAAAAGCUGGUGGUCUACUUGAAGAACGGAGCCGACUGCCCCUGUCAGCAGCUGGAUAACCUGGGCAACCAGUACCUGAUCAUGGGCCGCAAGGUCGACAAGCAGUACCUUCUGACAGGCAUCCACAAGUGGGACAAGUCCAGCAAAGAGUUCAAGAAGGCCAUAAAGAAACUUAAAACCUACAAGUGUCCUGCUUUUGAGAAUGUCUUCUAAUAAUGCACCCAGUUAGCAUCUCAUAAGAACUUGCACAACCGUAAAAAAAAAAAUCCACAUUUUGGCUUUCGUUUUGUUUAUAUAUCUAUAUAUAUAUAUAUCUUUGUAUAUUUACAGACCUACGUUGUCCAUUUCUGGUCAAACACAACGAUCGCGGAAACCUCCUGUUAUAGGGGUGGGUCUCCAUUUGGUUCCUCAAAAAAUACUUAGUAGGUCCUCUUCCUCACUGAAAUAAUCUCCACAUCUUUAUAUGUAGAUAUUUGUGUUACACACUCCCCGAUUAUGCUGUAAAAAAAAAAUGAAGAAAUUUGACAAUUCAGUGAUUUUGGCUGAAAUUGAUGAAGUUUCUCUUGUUCUGAUCAUAUAUUAAUCAAAGAAUCAACAAUUAGAUCACAUUAAGUAGAUAAUGCAGAAUCAACAGUUACUUGCAUUCUAGCUUUAAAAGCCACAUCGUAGAGGAGGUACAGAUAGGGUCAUUACAUAACUUAUUGACAGUAGUAUAAUAGAGUGCUGCAUUCACAUGAUUGUUUUGUCUUAUAAAUUACUGCACUACAGGUGAUUCUACUAUUUAGAUUUUCUCUGACUUGAAAGUAUUCAAAUAUCAAUCCAUCUACACGAACUACAUGUACACCGUUAAAUAGUUUACUUCCGCUUUAUAGUAGGCUACAGUUUAUUUUGUGCCAAAUGUCAUCCGUUUCACUAUGUAUUAUACAGUAUUUCAAGUUACUCACUGUUACAGGCAAGCUAUCUGAUAAACAAUACUGAAACGCUUUGCGUAUAGUAAUCAUACUUGACCAAAGUUUUUUUUAUGCAGCUCCUUAUUGCUGUUCAUGUAAACCAUUAUUCAGUUUGAGAAAACUGUGGGUUGACAAAUCUGUUUUGCUCAGUAUUGCUGGUCCAUAUUAGCACUGUCAAGUUAAAUGACUGUAACUUUGAAUGUCAGCAAUGCAUUGCUGCCCAUUAUUAUGUACAUACAAAUUUUACAUAAAUAUUGAAAAAAAC